AUUUUGGCCACAGGAAUCUGUCGCUCAGAUGACCAUGUGAUGAAAGGAACGUUAGCAUCUAAGUUUCCAGUGAUUGUGGGACAUGAAGCAGUUGGGGUCGUGGAGAGCAUCGGAGAAGGAGUCACUACGGUGAAACCAGGUGACAAAGUCAUCCCCCUCUUUGUGCCUCAGUGUAGAGAAUGCAAAUCUUGCCGCAAUCCAGAUGCAAACGUUUGCAUUAUGAGCGACUUUACGGGCCGCGGAGUACUGGCCGAUGGCACUACCAGAUUUACAUGCAGGGGCAAAACCGUCUAUCACUUUGUGAACACCAGUACGUUUACUGAGUACACGGUGGUGGACGAAUUUGCCGUUGUUAAGAUUGAUGAUGCAGCUCCUCCAGAGAAAGUCUGUUUACUUGGAUGUGCGUUUUCCACAGGAUAUGGGGCUGCUGUUAAAACUGGCAAG
This is a messenger RNA of Pteropus alecto (black flying fox), 444 nucleotides long. RefSeq names its product alcohol dehydrogenase class 4 mu/sigma chain-like. The record is from RefSeq and is a predicted model, not a curated record. Gene Ontology annotation, cellular component: cytosol. The annotation marks the transcript as partial. Lineage: Eukaryota; Metazoa; Chordata; Mammalia; Chiroptera; Pteropodidae. The transcript is spliced from 3 exons. Gene Ontology annotation, biological process: retinoic acid metabolic process; retinol metabolic process. Gene Ontology annotation, molecular function: zinc ion binding; all-trans-retinol dehydrogenase (NAD+) activity.